Molecule: messenger RNA, 1293 nt
Organism: Glycine soja
Lineage: Eukaryota; Viridiplantae; Streptophyta; Magnoliopsida; Fabales; Fabaceae
Product: nuclear transcription factor Y subunit B-3-like
Exons: 1
Coding region: 506-1021 (171 amino acids)
Biological process (GO): regulation of transcription by RNA polymerase II
Cellular component (GO): nucleus; CCAAT-binding factor complex
Molecular function (GO): protein heterodimerization activity; DNA-binding transcription activator activity, RNA polymerase II-specific; RNA polymerase II cis-regulatory region sequence-specific DNA binding
Source: RefSeq, a predicted model, not a curated record
AUUAAUACUUUAUAUACUUCUUUUUAAUAAAACACAAGUAUUUUUUACACUAGACAAUCUACUCAAGUUGAGUUAGAUAAGAUUAUUUUAAAUGAUAAAUUUUUUUCCUCUAAGUAUUUAAUAUAUAGUUAGAUACUUAUAACACAAGUUAAAAAUUAAUAAUUUUUUAUUCAACAACAACAACAACGUCUCAUCCCACUAGGUGAGAUCGACUACAUGGAUCAACUUCCGCCAUAAUGUUCUAUCACUUCUAUCCAAAUUUUUUAUUCAUAAAAAUAAAAAACAGAUGAUAAAGAGUAUAUAAUAACCUAGAUUUUUUGGAUUAAAAUUAGAAUAAAUUUGUGUAAGUUGAUAUAUUUGCUAAGUGAUAUUAAUACUUCAUGUAUAACUAAAUAGAAUAGAAUAAAACAGAUAUGCGUAUAUAAUAAGGUUGUAUUUGGUUUGGUGGCAUUAAUUUCUCUAGACGCUUUACACAACAUAUUAUUGUAAGGCUAGCUAGCUAGCCAUGGCUGAGUCGGACAACGAGUCCGGAGGUCACACGGGGAACGCAAGCGGAAGCAACGAAUUCUCCGGUUGCAGGGAGCAAGACAGGUUCCUUCCGAUAGCGAACGUGAGCAGGAUCAUGAAGAAGGCGUUGCCGGCGAACGCGAAGAUCUCGAAGGAGGCGAAGGAGACGGUGCAGGAGUGCGUGUCGGAGUUCAUCAGCUUCAUAACAGGAGAAGCGUCCGAUAAGUGCCAGAAGGAGAAGAGGAAGACGAUCAACGGCGAUGAUCUGCUGUGGGCCAUGACCACGCUGGGGUUCGAGGAGUACGUGGAGCCUCUCAAGGUUUAUCUGCAUAAGUAUAGGGAGCUGGAAGGGGAGAAAACUGCUAUGAUGGGAAGGCCACAUGAGAGGGAUGAGGGUUAUGGUCAUGCAACUCCUAUGAUGAUCAUGAUGGGGCAUCAGCAGCAGCAGCAUCAGGGACACGUGUAUGGAUCUGGAACUACUACUGGAUCAGCAUCUUCUGCAAGAACUAGAUAACAGGUUUAUGCAUGUGUUAUCUCAUCUGUUUAAGCUUAUUAAGGAUGGUGAUAUUUGAUUUAUAUUAUGUUUGAUUUUAGAAACACACCAGCUCCAGCUUGUAAUUGUUGCUUGAAACUUCGUUGUUGAGAGAAUAUAGACAUUAUUGUGGAUGGUGAUGUGACAUGCACAGAAUUUUUGUAUUCUUCUUUCUUUCAAUGGAUUUAUGUGAGGACAGGACUAUGGCUUAAUUUGUUUGCUGAUCGUAAUAUAUAUGGUGGUAUCUAGGUUCA